This is a messenger RNA of Anopheles coustani, 7011 nucleotides long. Its product is annotated as protein slit. The coding region runs from base 1 to 1500 and encodes 499 amino acids. NCBI's taxonomy places the organism in Eukaryota, Metazoa, Arthropoda, Insecta, Diptera, Culicidae. The transcript has 7 exons. The record is from RefSeq and is a predicted model, not a curated record. Gene Ontology annotation, molecular function: protein binding.
AUGCCGUCACGGAAUGCCCUAUGGACGUGGAUAAAGCUCCUCGGGCUGGCACUGGCGGUGCUGGACCUCGCGUUCGUAACGGCUCAAUCGAACUCGCCGCAAACAUGCCCGCCGGGUAGCGACAUCAGCCCGUGCCUCUGCCAGGUGAAGAAGAACGGGCUGGACAUCCUGUGCGAGGCGACCGACGUGCAGCACAUCACCAAGGCGAUGAGCGCGCUCAAGGGCAAGAGUCCCAUCAUCUUCUACCUGAAGCUGCGCCACAACAACCUGCCCAAGCUGCAGGGCUUCGUGUUUCUGGCCCUCGACAUCCGGCACCUAACGAUCCACAACAGCAGUCUCGCCACCAUCGAGGAGACGUCGCUCAGCUCUUUGGGGCGCGGUCUAACCCAGCUCGAUGUGUCCCAAAAUCAACUGAUGACCGUACCGACGAGCGCCCUGAAGAACCUACACUACCUGCUGAUCCUGAACCUGAACCACAACCGCAUCUCGCAGAUCCACAACCGGGCGUUCGAGGGUCUCGACACGCUGGAGAUUCUCACCAUCUACGAGAACAAGCUGACGCUCAUCGAACCGGACGCGUUCCGUGGGCUGGAUAAGAAGUUGAAGCGGUUGAAUCUUGGCGGAAAUGACCUCACAGCCGUGCCGCAGAAGGCGCUCUCGAUGCUGGACAAUCUGCGGAAGCUGGAGCUUCAGGAGAAUCGCAUCAAGACGAUCAAGGAGGGUGACUUUGAAGGGCUGGAGAACCUUGAUUCGCUGAUUCUGGCGCACAAUCAGCUCACGGAAGUUCCGGCACGGGUGUUCUUCCAUCUCACGCUGCUCAACUCGCUCGAACUCGAAGGCAACUCCAUCUCGUACAUCGCGAAGGAGGCGUUUGAGGGGCUGGAAGAAAACCUUCAAUAUCUUCGCCUGGGGGACAAUAACCUGCACAUCAUUCCGAGUGAUGCCCUGCGUCCCCUGCACCGCCUGCGGCAUCUGGAUCUACGCUCCAACAACAUCUCCGUUAUUAGUGAGGAUGCUUUUGUGGGCUUCGGGGACUCGAUCACCUUUUUGAAUCUUCAGAAAAACGACAUCAAGGUCCUACCGGCACUCGUAUUCGAGAAUCUUAACUCCCUCGAGACGCUCAGCAUUCAGAACAACAAGCUGACCCGCAUUCCGGAGGAGGUGAUGGAGCCGAUUAUGGACUCGCUGCGUGUCGUUGAUAUUAUGGAUAAUCCGCUCGUUUGCUCCUGCGAGCUCGUCUGGUUCCCGAAUCUGCUGCGCGACCUGAAGAACCGGGACGACGAGAUGACGCAGAAGAAGCGCCCGAUGUGCACGAUGCCGAACGAGCACCGCGAGUACUACGUCCAGAACAUGCCCCUGGAGCGGAUGAACUGCGUCGGCAAGAAGUACCACACGUCGUCGCUCAGUGGCAACGGGGCGCCGUGCAAGGUGACGCUCAUGACGUCGCUGGUGUCGUUCGUGACCGGAACUGCACUGAUUGGCCACGGCCGGUUUCGCUAGUGUGGCGGACGAGGUGAGUGAGGGAGGGCGAGCGAAAGGGUGUGGGAAGAAGAAGAAGAAGAAGUGAGAGUUGAGUUGGAAGUUUGGUUUGUGACCAAACCUAAAGAAGAACUCCAACACCAUCACGCCGGUUAGAAGGUUGCCACUAGGAAGGCCCGUUGUUUGAGACCGGAGGCUUCGAGCUAGCGAAGCUAGCGCUAGGGUAAGAAAUAACGUUAAGAAAAACGCACGGAAAAAAUUAGGGGAGGAAAACAGGACAUGACUACAAAAGCACACGGCCAUCGGUUGUGCUGGGAAACGGGCAUGUUCGGCAUACGGAACGGAACAAAUACAAAUGUCACUUUAAUUUUCCACGCUUGCUUUGAUUUCCGAUGUCCGGUUUGACGCAUCCGGGAGGUUUUUGAUGGUUCGGAUCGAUGAAGCGUGCAGGUGCCGGAUGCUUUGACAUCCCUAAAUACUGCUACUCUACUCAGACAAUGGAGCACACAGAGCUUCUUAUUUUGUUCGGCAUAGAUGCGAAAUGGACGAACCACUUGCUCGCUUCGCACUUCCGAUCCCACGAUUUGCCGGAAAGCAAACAACAUACCGCCUACUGUGUCCUUCUGCCAUGGGGUACGAAGUUCAUUGACCGGAGUUUACUAACUGUCGCGAAAACGGAGCGAGAGGGAUAGGGAAAAGUUAGCGAUAGAGGAGAAAACAAAAAAAAACAUAAAAGAAUCACAUUACCAAAAAGUCUUUCAAUGAAGUAAACUAUACAUUCGUUUCCGGAACGCUUCCGGAAGGAAGGAAACUUCCGGAAAAGGGAAAAUGAUGUUAGCUUCCAAGAAACGGAGAGCAUUAUGUUGUUACAACAUUGUAAGUGUUCUUUUUUUUCACCCGCUGGAUGAUAGUAGGAUGAUUUGCCCCGUUUAUUUUUGCUUUCGCAACGCUGUUAGGAUGCUUUAGUUGCGGAAAAACCUAUUUCUCGCUUUGCAUUAGGUAAUCCCCUGUGGAACUAUUAGAUUAAAUCACCUGUAGCCUACAGUCGCAUCAUCGUAGCCAUUCAUCAUAAUCAUCGGGUAGACAACAGGAAAGUUGGCGAUGUGAAGAACCACAUUUUCGUCACUAUAUGGCUCGUGCAGCACACGGCCUUGCAAAAGAAUUUCCGGGUUCCGAAUGAAACGUGGACCGUUGUCUAGUGUCAGGUGCAGCAGUCCUCGUUUCGUGCCUGGAAAUUCCCCCUCUCAUCCAAUCUCCCAACGCAUCUCCCAUAAUGGUCAUUUGGGGUACGUUUUAUUUACAUGCCUCUUGGAGCACUCCUCCUUGAUUUACGUUUAGGCUGUAGCGUAGGAUAGGAGCCACGGGGCUCAGCUAAUCGAUACAUAUCCGCCGCACCUUUUCCAAGGGUUCGCUGGCAUUAUACGGCGCAAAGAUGAAUGUAUUUAAUCCUAUUUACAAUAAUACACAAACACACUCACAUAAAUACAAGGCAAACAGAACGAUUAAAUGAUAUUUGAAAAAGCUUUCUCUUCGGUGUCGUGUUUCGAUGCACCUGCAAAACAAAAAAAGCAAACGUUAUUUACAAACACAGAAUUCGGAUUUAACUAACCAAACAUAUCACUUGAAAGCAACUAUAUUUGCAUUAAAAUUAUAUGAUAUAUCAACAAUGACAUUUGAACAACUAUAUCACUGUAUUGUACGCGAAAAUUGUUACGCAAAAGAUAUAUAUUGCACAGGCAGGGCGGAAGAGUUAUUAAACGUUUCCCUGCUAUCCAACUAGGAUACAAACUCAAACAUAUCAAAUGAAUUAUAAAAGAAAAAAAACACAAAGGUCACAGUAUAAACGACCAUUCUUGACUAAAACUACUUUACUCUAGAUGUCUAUGUUUGAUGAAACAAGAAGAUUAAAAAUUCAAAAACAUAUCGAGAAAAAUGUGUCACAAAACAAAAGCAUAUGAAUAGCAUAAGAUACCGGUUUAGAUAAGCGUUUUCCAUUGUGAGGUCAAGUAGAAUGGCAAAUAUGUGUGACAGAAAGAAAAUGCUCCCCUGAUCGAGGCGUCUUUUACCAACAGGACGAUAGCGCGAAAAGCCCCUCACAAAAAAAAGAAACAAUCAUGUUAUUACAUUUUGAUACAUUUAUACAUAUACACGCGCCCGUUGGAGUGUUGACUUCGUUGGUCGCACUCGCAACAAUCAAGCAUGGUUUCUUCCAAAAUCUCAACAUAUCGUGAACCCAAGCAACAAAAAAAAACCAAAAGUACGGAAGGAAACAGUACCAGUUCCGUUUUGUCCCAUGCAUGAAUCACACUUGAGUUCCUUCUUCCACCCAAUUGUCAUCGAGAUAGCGGAACGCGAGCAAACGACGGUGUUAGUGUAUUGCACGAAACAUAAGGAAUGUAUAUCAAUCAUUCGGUUCGCUUGCCUUUGCCGUCCCCUGGAGGGCGAUGGUAAGGAUCUAGAUAAAAUUAACCGAUCGUAACAUAUCACUCACACGCCGCACGCGGGCAUGCCUACCGGUUUCCUCGGUUUGUGCAUUCCCGUGGCGUGUGCGACUGUCGGGAGGUGAAAAAUCAGGCAAACAUAUAUCCCUGUUACACUCUCUAGAAGCUAUGGAUUUUCAAAGAAAAACGCAUCCCAACCCAAAUUCCAGCCUUUUUGCGGGUAGAGAAAGCAAAAGUUUACAUGCCCAACUCCAACAUAUCCAAACACAUAUCAUUAGUGAAGUUAAGGCAGCAUCUAGCAGCAAGUAUACACCACUUCAACCACCACGAUUGUUUACGUUUUGGCCCUAUUUGGCAACGACAUCCUGGUGUACGUCUUUAAGCGUUAGGAGUCCCCCCGAUGAGAAGGUGAAAACCCACAAAUGUACCCAAACCAUCUAGGCAACGUCGGCAAUAGGCAUUGAGAAACAGCAAAAUAGAACUGUAAUUGUAAGUAAAUAGUUAAAGGUGCACAAUUAGCGCGCAAUGCAAAAUCGAUGCAAAACUGAUCAUUCUACUCAUAACGAGAAAAAUUCUACAAUUAAUGUCAUUUCCCAACUCUGGAUGGAAUAGCUUGAGCAAUGUUCUCACACAGUCACAUAUCACUCGUAUUGCCUUCACCAGUUUCGCUCAGUCAGUUGCAUACGAUGCGUUGUUAAAACCCCCGCAACCCGUGGAACCACUUUCCUACCACCGGCAGGAAAAGUGGGGAAAAACUAAGCAUGUGCUUGAUAUAUGCAUAAUAAUAUAAAGAUUCUGGAAAGUGACUGGAGGAUAUGUUCACUUUCAGCAAGCGACCAACACUGAAUGCAAUGGUAGUGUAUGGGACGUGUCCAAAAUGAUCGGACCUCGUCCCGAAAGGGGUUGAAUUAUUUUUCACCUCGGUGUGUGAACGGGAAAGGGGAAGGACGAGAAAGAAAUAUUAUUCCACAUAUAUACUAAACAUUUUAGCCUGUAAGCAAGUGGUGUUGGCGCUUCUACGAAGCGAACGACCUACGAACGGUGAAGGAUGAACCGAAAUUUACAUUAAUAUAACAUUUGUAUACACAGGCAAAACUUUCACAGAGACGCACUAGAUAUAUACACAUACAUAUAUUUUCAUACUUCCUUGUCCGUGGCAGGAGUACAACCAGGGUGGGGCGGGAAAAAGAAAUAUUGUCUCACGCGAGUGAGUCUUUCGGAUUGAAUGGGAUGGAAAUGGUUCACCCGGAUGGGGAUCAUCAGCUUUUGGCAAACAUAACAUUCCGGAUUGAGUGUUUUGCACUCUACUUGCUUUUAAAGUUUCAUUUUUCUCCAGAGAAGUGGCUCUAUCCACACCGCGCUUUAGAUCAUUCGUCAUCCAAUGACGGUAAUCUUUGACUUUUGCAACACCGUUUGUCAAUUUAAAAGUCUCCCUUUGCAUGCAUAUUCACCGUAAAUGUUUCCCUUUUGCGAUUGCGGGUAGGCAUAUAUGUGAACGUAUUUUUCAAUUUUCACCCCUUUGAAUCGGGAUGUUUGGAAACUUUUGCAAUAUCCGUUUAUACAUUAUCAAUUACCGGGUGGGGAGGAAAGAAAAACAAAACCCCACGAUGCGGGUGCACAGCAGUAGCAGUAACUCUUUUCUUACAAUACAUACAAACACAUACACACACGGUUCUACGAUUAGAUGUGCGUUUGCGUGUUUAUUAACCGCCAGUCUCACCCCAUCAUCAUGGUUCCAUCCAAUGCGAACGAUCCGAUGGCAGAAGGCAUUUUCUGCUCGCAAAUUGUAAUUUCAAUCAUUCUAUCGGUGUACUUGUUGCUCGCAACGCAGCGGCAGCUAACAUGAGAUGUAAUAAGCACUGUGUGUAACAACAAACUACAAACCCCGUUCUACUGUGUCGCUCCGGUGGGAGGCAUUUAAAAUGAAAAUUCUUUAAAAAUUAUCUGUGUGAGAAAACAAAAAAGAAAAUCAUCAUAGCAUAUAAGGAGCGCAGCGAAGAUAUGUUGAGAGCAGUUGGAAAACGAAAAUGGUGUAAACAUUAAAAAAAUACCAAAUUGAUACUACUAUAUCAAACACACAAAACAAACAAACAAACAAUACUCUAAUCGUUCGUUUAUUUACAAACAAAUGCAAAUGCUUGUUGUUGUUAAUGAAACGUUUCCCACGAUCACAAGAACGCUUGUCUUUACCAGAAACUACGUUGGAACGAUACAUAUAUCAUAAUUGAUGGUGAUUCCACAAAACACUCUACAAUUUACUUCAAACUUGUACAUGAGAAGGAAACAAAAAACAAACAGUUACGAAUGGCAAAACGCAUCAAAUAGAAUCAAGCAUGAAUAGCUUCUAGCAGUGAGAAAAAAUAGAUAAAAAAAACAGAACAUAGUCAACAACAAACAACACAACAACUGUAGCAUAGAAAGAAGGUAACGCUGGAACGAACAGUUCCGCUAAAUGUUUAGAUGCAACCGCACCACGUCAUGCAAUAGAUAUCACCUCUGUCGUACAGUAGCGUGUGCACCUCCGCCAGUGUGUCCACAAAGCCCAGCAAAUGUAGCCAAACAACUGGGAAGCGGUAGACCAUUCGGAUAAAGUACAGCCGCAAGAAUAGUAGCGUAAGCUAGCCCGACAACCGAAGGUCAGUUUUUCCCAGCGGAAAAACAUGAAACACCAUCCAGGCCAGGGGCGGCCCUCAGGCGGCUGUGUCUCCCGGUAUCUAGCUACAGGAGAUGCAAGGGGCGAUGAAAAUGGAGUUAUAUUUGUAUUUGCCGGUAGGAAAAGAAAGAAAGGCAGCGAGCAGCGUGAAACAUCUGGCGGCUUGCGCGGGAAAACAAGAGAACGGAAGCAAGAAAAAAAAGCAACCGAAUGCCUUCGAGCGAAGGAAGUGAUAACUGUUGAGGGAAGGACCGCGGCAAGAAGGCAGGAAAGAAUGGUAGAAAGGUUGGGAUGAAUUUUCCAAAACAGCGCGUGCUUGAAAUGCGUAUGAAAAGAGCGAACGAUGUACUGUCAUGUCAUAUUGGUGCAGAUGAUGAGAAUUGCUAAUGCGAUGCUAAAAUAAAGACAUUUCCCCGAUUCGAUUCGGAAGCCAACAGC